AUGCCAUGCACCGAACGAGAGGCAUGGGAAAUACAGGCCAAUGUUGAUGCCAUGCGCAACGAAGCAAAUAUCUAUCUCAUCCUCGGACAACAUCCUCGAAUCGCCGAAUGCCAAUACAUUAGUCAUGGGAAGGAUUCGAUCAUUCUCAAAUGCUACCCUCAUGGCAACCUUAGAGCCCACCUCGCAAAGACACAAAACGUCACACCAGCAGAUCUGAAGAGAUGGGCGCGACAGAUGGUAGAAGGAGUCGCAGAGAUUCACCGUAACGGCAUUCGGCAAUCAGAUCUUAGACUCGACCAGUGGCUACUUGACGAAAAGCUCGACGCUCGUCUAUGCGAUUUUAACGCUUCUGGUUACGAUGCGAACGAGCGACCAAGUCUAGCAGGUAGCAAGAGUCUUGGUCUUGAAUCGUAUAGCCACUUCAUGCCGCGUGAUCCACAGAGCAACAGCACUGUGCUUUCGGAUCUCUUCGCACUGGGUUCAUCGCUGUACGAGUUGGAAGUCGGCAANACCCCCUUUGCAGAACUCGAGGGCGAGAUAAUCACUGAGCACUUUGAAGCAGGAAGACACCCGGAAGUAGAUGCUCUGUGCUUUGGCGCUCUCAUCAGAGGAUGCUGGAAGGGUCAAUUUGGAACGGCUAUUGAUUUGCUCGAGGCUAGUGUAAAAAGCUGCAAGCUCUGGAGUACGAUGCUGGUUGUGGAAGAGCGGUGGACGGCAGUCUUACAGCUUCAUGGUGCUCGUGGCAUGAUGUUGAUUUUGAGGUGGACGUGGAGAUCGCGAGAUUAG
This is a messenger RNA of Aureobasidium uvarum, 786 nucleotides long. The record is from the annotation of a GenBank genome assembly. NCBI's taxonomy places the organism in Eukaryota, Fungi, Ascomycota, Dothideomycetes, Dothideales, Saccotheciaceae.